AUGCCGGUGUACCAGCUGCUGUGCCAGAUGCGGCCGCGGGUGAGCAUGCAGAAGGCGGAGCAGGUGCUGAAAGUGCUCGGAGUGUCGGUGCUGGACAGCGGUGGCGUCCUGACGGGGAUUAAGAGCUUCGGGGUGGUCCCGACGGCCUACACGGUCCAGACGCGCGCGGGCAAGAUGAAGGAGCUGUUCAUGGUGCAGCUGGAGUACGCCGCAGGCCCGGAUCUGAGCAAGCGGCUGGACGAGAUCAUGAGGUACGACGAAGACAUAGUUCGAUACGCCUUCCUCAAGCAGCCACGACCAAAGCUGCCAACGACCAAGUGGGUCGACCUCAGCGAGGUCACCGCGAAGCUUAGGGAGGACUUGCCACCCCUAGACAAAUAG
Pedinophyceae sp. YPF-701 is the source of this 381-nucleotide messenger RNA. The record is from the annotation of a GenBank genome assembly. Lineage: Eukaryota; Viridiplantae; Chlorophyta; Pedinophyceae.